AAGGCGUAUUAUCCAUACUAACAUAUGUUCUCUGACUUCACAGAUUCAUCUGAUGAAUAUCUGAUAGUGGACUCUGUGGUGAAUGCGGAUGGCAAGUGCUCGACGUCCAAGUGUCCCAAGUUACGCUUCUUUAAGGGACAGCGAAAGUCGGUGCAGUUGGUUUACAGUCAAUAUGCGUAUGCCAAGAACAAGGAGCACGGUCCGACCAUCUACUGGAAUUGUCGCGUUCGGCGCACAGGAGUGCCUCCUUGCAGCGCAAGACUCUCAACGAGAAGACUGGCAAAUGGUAGAUACAAAGUCUGGCUAACUCGGCCCGAGCACAAUCAUGCACCGUCCAAGCGGAUUGCACGCAUGCUGAAGGAUAUUUGACAUUAGUCAAUUUAUAGUUUAGUGUUUAAGAUGAAAAUAUAUAAGGCGCCUCGAGGCGUACAGUAUUAAA
Molecule: messenger RNA, 439 nt
Organism: Drosophila innubila
Lineage: Eukaryota; Metazoa; Arthropoda; Insecta; Diptera; Drosophilidae
Exons: 1
Coding region: 25-369 (114 amino acids)
Source: RefSeq, a predicted model, not a curated record